AUUUCAUUCGGCGAUCGAUCGAACCAGAGAGAAAGUAACAAAAUGGCGUUUUCGUUAGAUCUUAAGCGAGUGUUGAUCAGUGACAGCGUUGAUAGCUGCUGCAAAACAAUUCUCGAAGCGAAUGGCAUCGCUGUGGACUUAAAAACAAAGCUCACCAAAGAAGAGCUUCUCGCAGAAAUACCGAACUAUGAUGGUCUGAUUGUUCGAUCAGCUACUAAGGUGACUGCAGAAGUGAUCAAGGCUGGAAAAAAACUCAAAAUCAUCGGUCGCGCAGGAACAGGCGUUGACAACAUCGAUAUUCCAGCAGCUUCACUUCAAGGAAUUAUUGUUAUGAACACACCAGGUGGCAACACAAUAAGUGCUGCUGAACAGACUUGUGUACUUAUCAGCUCUCUUGCAAGACAUAUUCCACAGGCUGCUGCAUCCAUGAAAGAAGGAAAAUGGGACAGAAAGAAGUACAUGGGAACUGAGUUGCUUGGCAAGACCCUUGCAAUUGUUGGAUUAGGAAGGAUUGGUAGAGAAGUAGCUCAUCGAAUGCAGUCUUAUGGAGUGACGACCAUUGGUUAUGAUCCACUUGUUCCUGCUGAUGAAGCAGCAAAGUAUAACAUUGAGUGGAUGGAGCUCAACCAACUGUGGCCCAAAGCUGACUACAUUACAGUGCACACUCCUCUUAUUCCACAAACAAAAGGUCUCUUGGGUGAUAAAACAUUCCCACUCUGUAAAAAGGGUGUCUAUGUGGUGAACUGUGCACGUGGCGGCAUUAUUGAUGAGGCUUCACUGUUGAAGGCCCUGGAGUCAGGACAGUGUGGUGGAGCAGGGUUGGAUGUGUUUGAGAGUGAACCUCCAACUGGAGUAUCAGCGCAGUUGGUCCAGCAUCCUAACGUAAUAGCCUGUCCUCAUCUUGGUGCCAGCACAGUUGAAGCACAGACCAGAGUUGCGAAAGAGAUUGCUGAGCAGUUUGUAGAUGCCGUACAGGGAAAGGCACUCUUUGGUGUGAUCAAUGCAGCAUUCUUGACAGAAGCCCUGAAGUCCCAUGCACAGCCCUGGUUAAGUUUGGGAGAUAAACUUGGUAAGGUUGCUGCAUGCCUUGCUCAAGGAAAAAUCUCCAAGGUAACAGUGACAACACAUGGUGCUGAAAUGAAGUCUACAGGUUGCUACAUCACUGCUGCAGUGUCAGCAGGAAUUAUUGGAGGAAAUGAUAUUAAUUUGGUAAACUCUGCUGUCGUUGCCAAAGAGAAAGGAUUUGAGGUAUCGUGCAACCAUGUUGAUGCUGUAGGGCUCCCUUACGCUGCUGCAGUGUCAGUCACAGUCAACAGUGAUGGCAAAGAUACCACAGUAACAGGAGCAGUGGUUGGUGUUGGUGUUCCUGUGCUAGUCAAGUACAAUAGCCUGGUGUUCAGUGGUGCUGUGUCACUCUCUGGAAACUUGUCCUUUGUCAAAGGAAAUCCUGGAAAGGUUUUGGCUGAAAUUGUGCCUAAGUUUGGCGAUAAUGGUGCAAUCAACUACGUCCAUGUUGCAGGGGGUGGUGCGGAGAGCAUAGUCGUCAUCUGCACCUCAUCUCCAAUCUCUGCCAAUUGCCCAUGUGUUUCACUGUAAUUUCGGUCAGGUCUUAGAGGUUGCUAACUGGUCUCUCUUGCAGUUUUGAGUUGGAUUGUCAUGGAAUGCUCCUCACCUGGACAAGUUGCGUGACAACCCAGUUAAGAAUUGUGAAAGACACAAGGUGGUCGUGAGGUUUCAUUGAAACAAUGUGAACAUAGUUUGACUCUGCCAAAAUAAUUGACUAAUGACAUGUUAGAAUGUAUCAAAUUGAUGUAUCCAAACAAGAUUUUUUUAAAGAGUGAAUUCUUCAUGAACUGACACAAAGAUGCUGGUUUCACUUUGCUGAAAUAGAGGGUGAAGAUGUAGAAGUGCUUUAGUAGAAGCUUUGUUGUGACUUCAGGGUGAAGUUUGUUUGACUUAAUUUCAAGCACAAGCAUAAUAUUAUACAUCACAUGAGGCACGAAGUGGACAGAUUGAGAACAGUGUGGCUUGAAAUUAAUCAACAAGGGAGCAUUUGCUUCUCCAUCAGCUGACAAUUGAGCUGCUGUACAAGACCGAUAAACAACCUGAAGUUGAGAUUAUUUAUUAUUUUAUGUCAAAUUUCCUGUUCAGUAUAUACAUGUAUCUUGUACAGCAGUUCCUUCUGUGUUUUGUGUUCUGGAGGUUACAAGUUCUAAUAAACUAAAUUAAAACUAUAUAAUAAUUAUUAUAGUUUAUUAGGUAAGUUAUGUGAUGGUGCAACUAAACAAAGCCAGUCUAUGAGUGAGUGAUUUUUUCCCCUUGCCUUGUUACAUCCUUCCUGUCACAGACAUAAUAAUGGCUUGGUAAUAACAUUAUUGUUACUUUAAUAAAUCUCUCUCUUCAGGUAAUUAAUGAGCCAUAUCAAAAACCCAACUUGGCCCCCAAGACAUAGGGGAAUAUAGAAAACAUUAGCCUGAGAAAAGCUAUUCUUUAUGUCUUCACUAUUUUACAGCUCAUUUAAAAAGGACGUAUUUUCACUUCAAUAAAUACCGUACUGCUGUGA
This is a messenger RNA of Orbicella faveolata, 2563 nucleotides long. Its product is annotated as D-3-phosphoglycerate dehydrogenase-like. Lineage: Eukaryota; Metazoa; Cnidaria; Anthozoa; Scleractinia; Merulinidae. The record is from RefSeq and is a predicted model, not a curated record. Gene Ontology annotation, molecular function: phosphoglycerate dehydrogenase activity; NAD binding. Gene Ontology annotation, biological process: L-serine biosynthetic process.